ACACUGCAUCAUAGCAAAAAGGUGAGACAAGUGUUUAAAAGACAGACACACACAUGUUGAAAGACUGAACAGGACACAGAACUACAACUGUAAGAAUAUUUAAAAAGUAAAUGAAGAUGUGGAUUGCUCUCCAUUUAGCAGCCCUGGCUGCCAUGGCGUAUGCCCAGACAGACUGCUCCAGGGGGGCCUGCUACCCCCCUACAGGUGACCUGCUCCUGGGCCGCGGCCAGCUGCUCCACGCCUCCUCCACCUGCGGUCUGACGGGCAGUGAAGUCUUCUGCUCUCCCUUUCAACUGUGGAAAAUGAAGUGCUGUCCAUGUGACUCUCGCAACUCUUUGAGUAGUCUGGCCCACACUGUGCAGAACGUUCUGUCCACUGCAGGACCCAAACGCUGGUGGCAAUCUAAGAAAGAUGCAAACCCAGUAACGCUUCAUUUGGACCUUCAGAACCUUUUUCAGCUGGAGACCUUGGUUCUGAACUUCAAGGGUCCUCGUCCCAGCGCCCUUGUUGUGGAACGGACUUUAGAUAACGGACAAACAUGGCAACCGGCCCUCUACAUGGCCAGCAACUGCCGUUCAGCAUUUCCUGAUGUCACCACUACAGCACCUCGCACAUUGGACCAGACCUAUUGCUACUCUAUGUCUCCAGUGUCAGCAAACCCCUACCAGGACCAGAUGAUCCAGUUCAGUCCUUUGCGUCAGUUUUCUGCUGUUAGAGUUCCCAAUUGGCAGAAGAUCGAAGAGGUGUCUGGAUGGACAGGACUAAGGGUCAGGUUGACAGAACUGGGGCCUGUGCCCCGUCUCCAAGGCCGAGCUGCAAGUCAGUUCUACGCCCUCAGUGAGAUGAAGGUUAUUGGCAGCUGCAUGUGCCAUGGCCAUGCAAACCGCUGCCUACCAGAUAUCUCUUCCAACCAGCCACGCAGUAUGCAGGUCGGUGCUCAGUGUGAGUGCCACCACAACACAGCAGGGUUGAACUGUGAGCGCUGUGCAGACCUCUACAACGACUUGCCUUGGAGACCGGCGGAAGAAGGAAACACCCACACCUGCAAACGAUGCGAGUGUAACAACCAUGCCCAACGCUGUCAUUUUGACCGUGCUGUGUAUGAGCUGAGCGGACGGAGGAGUGGUGGUGUAUGUGAGGGCUGUAUGCACCAAACCACUGGACCAAAGUGUGACCGCUGUGCUCCAGGAUACCAACCCAACCCCAGGAGCAGCAUGGACCGCCCGGAUGCCUGUAUACGGUGUCAUUGCAGUACAGAGGGGGCAGAGAAUGGCGGUCUGUGUGAUGAUACCAGAGGGUCUUGUCGUUGCAAGGCCAACGUGGAGGGACCACACUGUGACCGCUGUAAGAUGGGCUACUAUGGCCUGACAGCAUCAAACCCGCUGGGCUGCACUAAAUGCUCUUGCUCUAUUGAUGGCUCUCGGUCCACUGUGUGCGACCUCCUGACUGGGCAGUGUCCUUGCCGACCCAACUACCAAGGCUUGACCUGCACCCUGUGUUCCCAGGGUUACUGGAGCUCCUCCUCCUCUGGCGGCUGUGAGCCCUGUCGCUGUAGCCCCACAAACUCUCACGGCAACACUUGUAACGCAGUAACUGGUCAGUGUGAGUGCAGAUCAGGGUUCAGCGGAAGAACCUGUACAGAAUGCCCCGACAACUCUUACGGAGACCCUCUCAUAGGCUGCAAACCAUGUGAAUGUGCUGUUGGUGCAACGGUACAUGGAGGGUGUGACAAGCGUACAGGGGUCUGUCACUGUCGCCUGGGCAUCACAGGUGUCCGCUGCGAUGCCUGCAGCCGUGGUCACUGCAGUAGUUUCCCCACUUGUGAUGUCUGCCCAUCUUGCUUCUUCUCCAUGGACGCCCAGCUCCAGAACCUCACCCUGGGGCUGAUGAAGUUCUCCCACAACUUACCCUCUGUCACCGAAGUUACAGGCCCUUACAAUGUGGGCCCACGUAUUCAAACCCUGGAGACCCGGCUAAUGCAGAUACGUGAUUCCCUGCCUCUCCCGCCUAAUUCUGUUAGCCAGGUCAACCAAGCUCUUUCCCAGCUGGGCAAACUCAGAGACAAGAUGAUACAGGUGGAUGGGAACCUGUUACCCCAGGAUCGAGUGUCCAAUCUGGGCUCGCAACUAGAUGAUCUCCAGGCACUCCUGAACAGUCUCGGCCUGAAGUACAACAUCAAGAAAGACGCAGUCAGAAACACAGUUAGCUCCAACCACGCAGGUGCUAUUGCUGCCAUUAAAAAGGCCUAUGAUGAAUCCAUGGAUGCGGGGAAAAGUAUUGGCACCAGCAGUAAGACAGUCGAGCAGUCAACAGGGGUCAGAGGGGAUGCUCUUGACCUUCAAAACCAGUUUCAACUGGCAAAUAUUAGAGACCUGGAAAAACUGAAAGACAAGUUGGCUACAAAGCCUAACCUCACUCCUGCAGCUAAACAGGUCUGUGGCGGUGACCGCUUGGCUCCCUGCACCCCUCUACAGUGCGUGGGGCAGCUGUGCCCAGCUGAAGGAGCACCCCCAUGUGGCCGUGGGGAGACUUGCGUGGGAGCUCUGCCACUAGGGAACAGAGCUGUGAGUGAUGCAGAGGAGGUAAAGAAGAGGUUGCAGGAACUCAGCAGGAAGAUCACACAGACAGAAGCAAAGAUCCAAGAAACACAAGAUAUGGCCAAUAAGGUGAGGAAGUCAACAGAUGAACUGACGAAUCAGAUGAGGAAGGCUCGGGACGACCUGGAAGGAGAUCUCAGGGAAACAAGUGACUUUGUGAAAGAGCUGAAGGACUUCCUGUCAGACCCGACCUCCAACCUGACCCAUAUUCAGGAGGUGAGUGAGUGGAUCUUGAACGCCAAGCUGCCCUUCAGCCUUGCCGAUCUGAAGAAAAAGCUUCAGAAGUUGAAGGACCUGGCUGCAGGGCUACCAGACAGCACUUCCUUACUGGACCAGACCAUGCCACAGCUAGACACAGCCAGACGGUUGCUAAAGGAGGCCAAGGAUUCCAGGGAUGCAUCAUUGGGGGUGAAGGAUGAGGCUGACAGGUUGUUGGACGGCUUCCGUUCAGUGGAAGGCUCUCUCUCUGGCCUGGAGGACAAACUUCAAGGCAGCAGGGACCUUUUAGAAAACCUACAGAAGAACCUUGUUGAGGCUCAGGCUCAAAUGGACCCAGCGGUUAAGGCCCUGGGAGAGGUGACUGCCCUGAACAAUGGCAUGAAGCCUCAACUAGAGGGGCUCAAGGCACUGCUGAACUCUGGAGGCCAAUUGGCCCAGAAUGCAACAGGAGAGGCUGGGAAAGCCAAGAGAGAAGCAGAUGCUGCAGCUGAGGAUCUGGUGACCCUGGAGAAGCAACUCAAUAAGUUGCAGGCUGCAGCAAAGGCCAACGGGGAUGGUGAUGCGGUGGGGUCAGCAGGCAAUCGUCUCCAGAUGUUGCAGAAAGAGGGUGGGUCCUUGGCCCAGGACACAGGAGACAUGAUGAAGGCUCUUGCAGGCAAAGCCGACUCCUUGCGUGAUCUGCAGAAGCUGGUCCUCCAGAAGUCAGAGAGGCUGAGUGGCCUGGAUGCAAAGCUGCAGGAAAUCUUGGCUUACCUCCGUGAGAAGGUUACCUACCUGUCAUCUUGCCAGGCAUGAGGGGUCAAAAGACACAUCUCAAACACCUACAACAUACUUUCACUGGUUGGCACUGCACUUCACAUAGUUAUCACCAGUGGAAGUUGUAUUACACUGUCAGCCAUAACAAAUUCUCAGUAUUCAAUAGAAACUUUUUUUUUUUUUACCGUAAGAAGGUGGUAAUGUAAUACUUGCAGCCAAUAUUGGGCCAAAUGUGUUCAUCUAAAUUAUUUACAUAUUUAAUUAUAUGAUUUGCAACCUAAUGCUUUUAAUGUGCAUUCCACUUACAUGUACAGAAUUACUGUUCAGCAGUGUUACAAUAUAAUGUUCCUGAUCCUAGAGAUCAUAGUAAAAUAUGCUCAAUUAUACUUUUUACAUUUUUUUAUUAAAAUAAAUAGUUUAUAAUGUUUUGGAUGUUACCAACAAAACCUGUCACGAGGUCAUGGAACCUUCUGGAAAACUUGAAGUUAUCCAUUUAUAUGUAUUUAAUCUUAAGCAUACUAAUUGUCAGCAAUGUAGUGUUAGAACACAUUAUGGCGUGACAUUCCUAGUAACAUUUUAAGUUUAAAGUAAUCAACUGCUGGGUAAAGAUUUGCUAUUCAGAGAGAUGUUGCAUAUUUUUUGUGUGUACUCACAGUAAGCAUAAAACUUUGUCAAAUACCCGCAAGUCUUUUUCUCAAUA
Hypomesus transpacificus is the source of this 4272-nucleotide messenger RNA. RefSeq names its product laminin subunit beta-3-like. NCBI's taxonomy places the organism in Eukaryota, Metazoa, Chordata, Actinopteri, Osmeriformes, Osmeridae. The record is from RefSeq and is a predicted model, not a curated record. The coding region runs from base 111 to 3611 and encodes 1166 amino acids. Gene Ontology annotation, biological process: axon guidance. Gene Ontology annotation, cellular component: basement membrane. The transcript is spliced from 23 exons.